AUGAGGCCAGAACUCGUCCUGGUCCUGAGCCUGCUGCAGCUGGUCGGGGCGGCUUUCCCUGACGACUCAGAGCCCAUCAGCAUCUCCCACGGCAACUAUACGAAGCAGUACCCGGCCUUCGUCGGACAUAAACCAGGACGAAACAACACGCAGCGGCACAAACUGGACAUUCAGCUCAUCAUGAUCAUGGACAGAACCUUGUACAUCGCAGCAAGGGACCACAUAUACACAGUGGACACGGACACUGGCCACGCUGAUGAGAUCUUUUUCAGUAAGAAGCUGACGUGGAAGUCCAGACAGGCCGACGUGGACACAUGCAGAAUGAAGGGGAAGCAUAAGGACGAGUGCCAUAACUUUAUCAAAGUCCUGCUGCAGCAGAAUGACGACACUCUCUUUGUGUGUGGGACCAACGCCUUCAACCCGUCCUGCAGGACCUACACGAUGGACAGCCUGGAGGCCAUCGGGGAGGAGAUCAGCGGCAUGGCGAGAUGUCCGUACGACGCCAAGCACGCCAACGUUGCCCUCUUUGCCAAUGGCAAGCUGUACUCCGCCACCGUAACGGACUUCCUGGCGAUCGAUGCGGUCAUCUAUCGUAGCCUAGGAGACAGCCCGACUCUCCGCACUGUCAAGCACGACUCCAAAUGGCUGAAAGAGCCCUACUUUGUACAAGCAGUCAAUUACGGAGACUUUAUCUACUUCUUCUUUCGAGAGAUUGCCAUGGAGUACAACACCAUGGGAAAGGUGGUGUUUCCCCGUGUGGCCAGAGUGUGUAAGAACGACCGCGGCGGCUCGCCUCGGGUCCUGGAGAAACAGUGGACAUCGUUCUUGAAGGCCCGACUCAACUGCUCCAUCCCUGGAGACUCACACUUCUACUUCAACAUCCUGCAGGCUGUGACCGACGUCAUCCGCAUCAACGGGAGAGAUGUGGUCAUGGCCACUUUCUCUACUCCCUACAACAGUAUUCCAGGCUCAGCUGUCUGCGCCUACGACAUGGCGGAGGUGGCCAACACGUUCACGGGCCGUUUCAAAGAGCAGAAAUCCCCCGACUCCACCUGGACGCCUUUUCCUGAAGACAAGGUUCCCAAGCCAAGGUACAUGGGAUAA
Messenger RNA from Knipowitschia caucasica, 1104 nucleotides. The record is from the annotation of a GenBank genome assembly. Lineage: Eukaryota; Metazoa; Chordata; Actinopteri; Gobiiformes; Gobiidae.